Molecule: messenger RNA, 6360 nt
Organism: Danio aesculapii
Lineage: Eukaryota; Metazoa; Chordata; Actinopteri; Cypriniformes; Danionidae
Gene: trim65
Product: tripartite motif containing 65
Exons: 8
Coding region: 122-1660 (512 amino acids)
Molecular function (GO): zinc ion binding; protein binding
Source: RefSeq, a predicted model, not a curated record
CUGCGUAUGGAAGAAGGCGACGAGUUUCGCCCAUGAGAAAAACCCAAAAACGCUCAGGAAUUGGGAUUAUUUCACAUUUCUGCACCACCGAUGAGUAAAUUUUCAUGCUUCCGGAUCUCCAAUGGAGGAUCACAUGCAGUGCACGAUAUGCUUGGACCAGUUUAAAUUCCCAGUGACCAUCCCAUGCGGUCACACCUUCUGCAAGACGUGCAUUUCCAAAUUCUGGGAUGGUCGAGAAAAAGACAUCCAGUGCCCCGUUUGCAAAGAAAGCUACGAGACGAGGCCUCAGCUCAACCGUAAUGUGUCCAUGUCAGUGUUAACAGAAGUGGCCUGCACAGCGAGUCCAGUGAGGAGUGAUGUUUGCAGAGGGGCCACCAUCCACACGGAGCCCGAACAGAUCUGUGAGCGGCACCAGAAACCUCUGGUCAUUUACUGCAGGAACGACGGCAUGUGCGUCUGCUACGAGUGCUCGUUGAAUGAAUGCAAGGGCCACGAUAAGAUCUUGGUGGAAACAGAACAGAGGAAUAGAGAGGCAGGAUUAAAGAAAAAGAGUGCAGAAAUCAAGAAACACCAGGAAGCCACUGAGCAAUACCGCCUGGAGCUGAUGGAGAACCUGGAGAAAGAGAAGGUAUCUCUACAACAAACUUCUCAGUGGGUGAACAGUAAGUUCUCUCAGCUGAUAAAGGUGUUGGCAGAGAAACAGGAAGUGACGCAGCUGUUUCUGGAGCAGCAGCAGGAAGCGACAGUGUUGCAGGCUGAGAAAAGCCUGUCUGUGCUGGAGGAGAGAACGACACGGCUUUCAGCCCUGCAGGAGGAGAUUGACAGCCUGUGCUUACUGCCUCCCUGCCAGCUCAUCAAGGACUCGAGGUUCAUGGAGGUUCCUCGGUUCGCUGAAGUUCCUGUGGAUGUUCAUGCUGGCGUGCAGGAGAAGCUGGCGCCGCUCACUGAUGUCCUGUCCCGAGUGUCCAAACUGGUGUGUGAGGAUCUGGAGAGAGCCGUACAGCUGUCUGCGGGACACCAGAAAGACAACUCUCCUCAAGACAAGCGUCCAGUUCUGGCUGUGGUUCCCAGUCCUGCAACACCCUCAUAUCCCGCAGAGAGAGAAGGACUGAACGCAUACCACUGCGCCCUGACCUUUGACCCCCGCACAGCCAACGCUCACCUGCGCCUCUCUCAGAGCAACAGGAGGGCGGAGCAUCUGGUCUCGGGACCCCGCCCCGUCCCGGCCGACGAGUCCCGCUUCGACCACACCUGGCAGGUGUUAUGUUUCCAAGGCUUCACCAGCGGUCAGCAUUACUGGGAGCUGGAAGUCUCCAAACCGUGGGCGUAUGUAGGCGUGACAUACCCCAACAUCCCGCGCAAGCAGAAGGGCAAGCGCUGCAUGGUGGGCAUGAACGAUCUGUCCUGGAGCCUGCAGCUGGAUGAGCGGCAGAUGAGCGCGUGGCAUGCUGGAUGCAAAGAAACUGUGGCGGGACAGCUGAAUAACACACAUCCGCUGCGUAUCGGCCUGCUGCUGGAUUAUGAGGCAGGAACGCUGACAUAUUAUGGGGAGGGACAGGUCCGACUGCACGCUUUCCACUGCGUCUUUAAUCAGGCGCUGUUUCCAGCCUGCUGGAUCGGGGAGGGGGUCACUGUAACGCUCUGUGAACCGCGGCCCUGAUGCUGUUAAUCGCUAUGUUUACGGGGACACUGCAGCGAUUUAAAGCCGUCGUUCAUCAGCGCAUGGCUCGUAUGUCAAGUUUUAGACAGACCAGCUGAUCGAAGUGACUUUAAAACACUCCAGUGUCCCUGUUUCUGUGUUUACACUCAGUAAACAGCGGUGAGUUUGGUGAACUUAUGACCUUCAGGGCCAAUCACAGUCAUUUCUGUUGAGCAUGUGAACACAAUGGCAAACCAAUGCUGUUUAAGAACGCGCUCAAAUGUUAGCGGGAAAUGGAGGUUUUUUAAAUUCAAUAUCUAUUGGUACCGAACUCCAGUAUCGUGACACACUAGAUUAUGCUGUCUUAAAUUAAUCUAAAUGUGAUCUUUUCCAAGUGUGGAAAAUCUGUCGACAUCUGUGUUUGCACAUCUCGUAAAGUGUGUUUCUGGCAUAAAUUGUCGCCAUUCUUGUGGCCAAAUCAUGGUUCGCUAACAUUUGAGCACUGUUGAUCGCGUUCUUAAACAGUGCUGAUUUGCCAUUGUGAUCACAUGCUCAACAGAAAUGACUGGGAUUGGCUGUGAAGGUCAUCUGUUCAUCGAACUCACCGUUGUUUACCAAGUUUAACCACAGAUACAGGGACACUGGAGCGUUUUAAAGCUGUGAUUCAUCAGCGAAUCGCUGGUAUGUCUGCUUCUAGACAAACCAGCUGAUCGAUAUGAUUUUAACCACAGAUACAGGGACACUGAAGCGUUUUACACUCAGUAAACAGCGGUGAGUUCAGUGAACUGAUGACCUUCACGGCCAAUCACAGUCAUUUCUGUUGAGCAUGUGAAUACAUUGGGAAAUCAGCGCUGUUUAGGAACGUGCUCAACAGCGCUCAAAUGUUAGCUGGAAAUAGACGUUUUUUUAUUUCAGUAUCGAUUAGUACCGAAUUCCAGUAUCGUGACACACUAGAUGAUGCUGUCUUAAGAGUUUAAAUGUAAUUUUUUCCAUGUAUGGAAAAUCUGUCGACAUCUGUGUUUGCACACCUCGUAAAAGUGUGUUUCUGGCAUAAAUUGUCGCUAUUCUUGUGGCCAAAUCAUGGUUCGCUAACAUUUAAGUGCUGUUGAGCGCGUUCUUAAACUGCUGAUUUGCCAUUGUGUUCACGUGCUCAACAGAAAUGACUGUGAUUGGCCGUGAAGGUCAUCAGUUCACCAAACUCACCGCUGUUUACUGAGUGUAAACACAGAUACAGGGACACUGGAGUGUUUUAAAGUUGUGAUUCAUCAGCGAAUCGCUGGUAUGUCAGCUUCUAGACAAACCAGCUGAUCGAUAUGACUUUAACCGUAGAUACAGGGACACUGAAGCGUUUUACACUCAGUAAACAGCAGUGAGUUCAGUGGACUGAUGACCUUCACGGCCAAUCACAGUCAUUUCUGUUGAGCAUGUUAAUACAUUGGGAAAUCAGCGCUGUUUAGGAACGUGCUCAACAGCGCUCAAAUGUUAGCUGGAAAUAGACGUUUUUUUAUUUCAGUAUCAAUUAGUACCGAACUCCAGUAACGUGACACACUAGAUGAUGCCGUCUUAAAAGAGUUUAAAUGUAAUUUUUUCUAUGUAUGGAAAAUCUGUCGACAUCUGUGUUUGCACACCUCGUAAAGUGUGUUUCUGGCAUAAAUUGUCGCUAUUCUUGUGGCCAAAUCAUGGUUCGCUAACAUUUGAGCACUGUUGAUCGCUUUCUUAAACAGCGCUGAUAUGCCAUUGUGUUCACAUGCUCAACAGAAAUGACUGUGAUUGGCCGUGAAGGUCAUCAGUUCACCAAACUCACUGCUGUUUACUGAGUUUAACCACAGAUACAGGGACACUGGAGCGUUUUAAAGCCGCAAUUAAUCAGCGGAUUGCUGGUAUGUCAGCUUAUAGACAAACCAGCUGAUCGACGUGACUUUAAAACACUCCAGUGUGCCUGUAUCGGUGGUUAAACUCAGUAAACAGCGGUGAGUUUGAUUAACUGAUGACUUUCACAGCCAAUCACGGUCAUUUCUUUUGAGCACGUGAGCACAAUGGCAAAUCAGCUGUUUAAAAACGAGCUCAACAGCACAGAUAACCACAGAUACAGGGACACUGAAGCAUUUUAAAGCCUUUAUUCAUCAGCGCAUCACUCGGAUGUCAGCUUAUAGACAAACCAGCUGAUCGACGUGACUUUAAAACGCUCCAGUGUCCUUGUAUCUGUGGUUACACUCGGUUAACAGCGGUGAGUUCGAUGAACUGAUGAACUUCAGGGCCAAUCACAGUCAUUUCUGUUGAGCACGUGAACACAAUGGCAAAUCACCGCUGUUUAAGAACGCACUCAACAGCGCUCAAUUGUUAGCGGGAAAUGGACGUUAUUAAAAUUCAGUAUCUAUUGGUACCGAACUCCAGUAUCGUGACACACUUGGUGAUGCCGUCUUAAAUUAAUCUAAAUGUGCUCUUUUCCAUGUGUGGAAGAUCUGUCGACAUCUGUGUUUGCACACCUCGCAAAGUGUGUUUCUGGCAUAAAUCGUCGCCAUUCUUGUGGCCAAAUCAUGGUUGGUACAUGGUUACAAUUUUUAAGACAAGCUUGUGCUUCAGGGCCGGCUGUGCACUUUGGUUUUAUGUUGUUCAAGAGAGAUCGCACUUAUUUUCUGCUGUAUCCCCUCUGGGGUAUGAUUCAUAUUAGUAGUUUUUAAACCUUCAGUGGCGGAGGACAAACACUGUGUUCAUUUCCAUGUGAUUUGUAGGAUCCUCGUAAUAGUGAUUAUGUAUUUAUACGUAUUUCUACAGUUUCAGGUUUAGUAGUACUUUGUUUAUUUGUUGCACAGUUUAGCUACAUUACUGAUUAUAACACUUCAGAUAUUGACAUAUUUGAAAAUGAAGGUGAAAUUACUCUAAUUUCAUUCUCACUGGCUGUGUUCUGAAUAGUUUACUAUAGUAGUAUGCUGUUAAGUAAGGGCGCGCGAUAUUUGUUCAUGAAGUAUGAGUAGAUAUGGAAUAUGUCUGUCACUUUGCUAAAAAUAAACAAAAACACAUCAUUAAAGUCUAAUAGCAUUAAUAGGUAUUGAAUCCUAUUAGAAUGUAGCUAGAAUAAGUGCGUAAUUCAAGUUAUGAACGCAAAAAAAAUUCCACUAUUGCAAAUGUGAUUCAUUUUACACAAUAGUUCAACAAAUAUUCACAAACCGUUCAAGAAAAGUUCAAUUUUAGACCUUAUAUUGUAUUUUUUCAGUUUUAACAAUUAAAAUAUUUCCGAACAAAAGAUAGUUCUGUAAUUAAUCUGUUUUUUUCCGAAAUCCAUACUACUACCAUGCAAUAUAGUAUGCUAAAAACAGUAUGCAAGCCCAGUAGUGUCCGAAUUCAUAAGGUGCGUCCCAAAUCGCAUACUUGUGCACUAUUCUACGCCAUUUUGUAGUAUAAAUAGUGUGAGUAGUGUGUUCACACUGAAAUAUUUUAUUCUAAAAAUAAUAAGUGCACUUUAAUUACAGAUGAUGCACUUAUUCAACUGUUAAAAAUUAGUGUGUAAUGUUGACACUUUACUCACUCAACGGCUGCUGCUUUGCCUACGUAGCGGAAGGGGUGGAGAUAUCGGGAACUGACGUUGGAUUACUUAAUUUAUUUUGGAUUGUGAAAGCAAAAUUCUCCUACGAGAUUGAUUAUAGCGCCUCCCAAUGGUGAAUGCGGUUAUACUCAUGACCAGUAUUAUUUGACAGUUUGGUCAUUUAUUUAGCUAAUUUGGCAACCGUCAAACGUCAUCAGGGAAACGGUUUGAAUUUCCGAUUAGUAAAAAAUCGUUAGUGUUCCAUUUGGGGCGACACUAAAUUCAUAUAUUAUGCUGUUAAGUGUGUAAGUGCAUGAGUACAUAGUGUAUAGUGUGCCAUUUGGGACGCAGCUGUAGAGUUUAAAAAAACAGUAUGCGAGAAGUACCCAGAUGACCUACUACUUCCAGCGAGAUUCUGAAGAGCGCAUCCGAGGCAUGCUACGCUAUCCCAUGAUGCACCACAAGAGAAUUUAUGAAUGAAAGUAAAGCAACGCAACUGACGCGAGUAGGUUACGUGAUCAUGACAAAAUGGAGGAUGUCGUACGUCCGAGUUCCAUUCAUACUACUGACAGUCAUACUGUAUAGAACAUACUUUUCUAACUGUCGAGAAGUACACUUAAAUUCAAAUACAGUACCAAUUGAGUAGUAGGCGAUUUCAGCCUCUGUUUUUAAUAAUUUAAGUCAAAGAAUGAUUCGUAGAGAGUCAUUUGAUUCCUUUCUAAAUGAAUCAUUAAACAAACCAUUUGAAUGAAUAAUUCAAUGAAUCACUGGUUAAGACAGGGAGGUGUCGCCACCUACUGGUGGUUUUAUUGUUAUAUUUAGGUAUAAAACUACUCAGGGUAUCUGCAGGGUCUUAAAAAGUCUUAAAUUUCAAAAACCUAGUUUUAGGCCUUAAAAAGGUCUUAAAUCCACUGAAGUAUUGUGUUGUAGGUCCUAAAUAAUUUUAAACGUGUCUUAAUUUCCUAUCUCUAAUUUUCCUAUGUAUAUUUCAAUAAAAGUUUUAAGAUGUUUAUUAUUAAUGAACUUUAUUUACUUAUUAUUGUAAGGAAGAUAAACCAUAUUAAUAUUUUUAAAUGUUUAUUAAGGUAUUACAUAGGCCAUAAAAUAAUCUUUAGCGUUUUGCCUUGUAGAAGUCUGAAAUUUCAUUCAUAUUGGUCUUAAAAUGGUCUUAAAUUUGACCUGAUGAAACCUGUGGAAA